This is a messenger RNA of Phyllotreta striolata, 1542 nucleotides long. NCBI's taxonomy places the organism in Eukaryota, Metazoa, Arthropoda, Insecta, Coleoptera, Chrysomelidae. The record is from the annotation of a GenBank genome assembly.
AUGGACAAAUUUAGAUUCUUCAAAUUUUCCUCGCAGGAAAAGAUGGGAGGCGAUCACAGUAUAUCGGACUGUGGGCACUCCAUAAACGGCCGGCCUAUUCACUACAAAAAGAAACAUGCUUUAGAAGGAAAAAACACCUACCAGGCCGUGGGUAAAAACGGCGUAAAGCAGAAGAUUAUUCCCAGCAGACAACCCUCGAUAGAACCGGCCAUAGUCUGUUAUUCUGAGUUCUCGCGACUCAAAAACCAAGCUAAAAUCGUCACUCCAGAAGAAAGGAAAGCCAGAUUGGACGAAGCGGAGAGGGAAAAGUCCCAGAAGCACUUCGAAAGCCAAAUGAGGAAAGAGGAGUUGAAACGAUCGCAGAAAAUCCAAGUAUCGAAACCCGGAGGUAAAUUAGAGUCGCUGGAGGAAGGCAGCAUUUUACUGAGCAGGUCUCAGGCGUUGCAAUUGGAGCAGGACGAGCGCGUCAAGCAGGCCAAUAGCAUCAUUUUAGCCACCAAAUGCCGGGCAAUACGCCAUGCCCAACUAACUGAAAAGAAGUUACUUGAAAAAGAACUAAAGGAGGAGAACAAACGUUUGGACCUGCUAAUGGAACAAACCAGACUGGAAAAAGUCGAAGCUGAAGAGAAGCGAAGGGAAGAAGCCGAACGGAAGCGUCAAAGGUACAUCAAAGAGAUCCAGCAACAGGUGCGCGAGAAGGAAAUGCUGGAACUGUUCGAAGCCGAAAAGGCCGAAGAAGAGUGCAGAUUGUUGAAUAAAGUACUGGUGGCGCAGCAAAAGGAGGAAGAACAGAAGGCACACGAUGGCGCCAUCUACAAAAGAAAGUUGCGAGACGAGUUUUUGAAAACCACCGAAGAGGCGGAGUACUUCAGGACGGUCAGAGAGCAGGAGGAGAAACUCAGGGAAAUGAGAAUGAACGAAUUCCAGCGACAGAAGCAGGAGGAAGAAGACGCCAGGAACAGGGAAACCGCCAUGAAGAAAGCGGCGAUCGAAAGAGAAAAAGAAAGGUUCCUCGCAAGCCACGGCAAAGGCGACGAAUUGAAGAAUAUGAUGGAGCAAUUUAGAUUAGCCCGGUCCAUAGAAGAGAAAGAAAAAGAAUGGCGCGAAAAGGAGAAGAAAGAGGCGGAAAAGAGGAGGGCGAAGCUGGAAGAAUUGAAGAAAUCGAGGGCGGAACAAAUCGACGCUUCGAGAAAAGCGCAAACCGUGAUUAUAAUGAGAGAUAAAGAGGACGCCUUGAAGGUUGCUCAACACCAGCGAAAGUUGUACGACGAGCACAUGGCGAAAGAGGAGAAACGGCGCGAGGAGAAGGAAAGGCACAGAUUAUUUUUGCUCGAGCAAAUCAACGCGAAGGAAAAGGAGCGGAUACAUUUCAGAAUGGAGAAGUACGAGGAUGGCAAGGCGCAGAGACAGGAAGAAGUGGUUAUGGAUAAAACUAUCGAUGAUUAUCUAGUGCAGAAAAUACAAGGCCUGAGGGAUUUGAAUAUGCCUGAGAAUUACAUUAAGGAUAUCGAAAGGCAAGUGAAAGCGAUAAAGACGAAAUAG